This is a messenger RNA of Pangasianodon hypophthalmus (striped catfish), 3044 nucleotides long. RefSeq lists its product as uncharacterized. The transcript is spliced from 10 exons. Lineage: Eukaryota; Metazoa; Chordata; Actinopteri; Siluriformes; Pangasiidae. The coding region runs from base 39 to 1691 and encodes 550 amino acids. The record is from RefSeq and is a predicted model, not a curated record. Gene Ontology annotation, molecular function: oxidoreductase activity.
GAGUCUCAUACUGACUGUCUGCAGACUUCACACAACAGAUGUUGGAUGUGUUGAUAGUUGGAGCAGGUCCUCACGCUCUCAUUCUGGCUACCCUGCUCUUGAACCCCCAGCAGCAUGUCAACUCCUCCAAUGCGGAAAUCCUCCAGGGGGUACAGCUCAGCAAAACAAAUUCCAAGACUGGACGGACCAAGAGCAAGAAGAGAUCUGUUGAUACACUGUCAGAACUACACAAAGACCCACAAUGUCCAAAAUGUCCUCCUUUGAACUUCAAGGUAGUGGAUUCUUAUGGAGAAUGGACUUCGCUGUGGGAGAGCCAGUUCACUGCCCUCAAUAUCCCUCACCUUCGCUCACACAUGCUGGUGCACACUAACCCUCUCAAUAAGAAAGCCUUGCAAGAGUUUGUGCUAGCGGAGGAUCGUGUAGCUGAGCUUCACUCUCUCCCUGAGAGGGUCUACAUUCAGGAUAAGAAUGCCUUCUUUAAUGACGGACGCCUUGGCAAGCAAAACAGGAAGCUUCUCAGUGCUGCUCGAGGCCUGCAGAAAAACUUAUAUUUCAGCCUGCCAGGAACUCAGCUCAGUGUGGACUUCUUCAAGGAGCAGGUGCGCAGUUACAACCUGGACCAUGUCCUCAUCAAAGGCACUGUGGACAGAAUUACUCCAUUUCUCUCCGAAAAACAAAAGAAAGUUGAAUUCUUUCGAGUGAUUCUAGACACAGGGGACACUCUUGAGGCCAAAAGGGUGGUGCUAGCCACAGGACCCACCAGAGAACAGAUGGCAAAUAUCCCUCCAUGGGUGAGAGCAAUCACAGAGAUUUACCCCGAAGAGAGGUUGCAGCACACGGUGGAACUGAUGCACCUCCUCUCUCAACAUAAAGCUAAAGGCAAUCACUUCACAGGCCCACCUCCUGUAUGCCAUGGGAACCAGAGAGUAAUGGUGAUUGGUGGAGGCCUGACCAGCGCCCACAUCAUCUCCAUGGCUCUCCAACAAGGUGCAAGUCAAGUGACCUGGGUCUUGCGCAAACACGUACAGCUCAAACAGUUUGAUGUUGGGGAUGUGGAGAGUCUGAUCGGCCGCUACUCGCACAUUGAGCACGGCAUCAAGCUGGAUGGUCUGGCCUACCUGCGGCAGUUCUAUGGAGAGAGGAGUCUACACAGGAGGCUAGCCAUGAUCAAACAGGCGCGUAAAGGAGGAGCCGUGACUCCAGAGGCUUAUGCACAGCUGCAGCCUUUCAUUCAAUCAGGGCAGCUCCUUGUCAAGGCAUACUGCCAGGUGACUGAGGCAGUGUGGUGCUAUGAAACUCAGAGGUGGAAGGUCUCCCUAUGUGAUGGUGAAAAAUGGACUGGUGACAGGAUCUGGCUUGCAACUGGCUGCAAGCUGGAUGUUAAUCAAGACCCCUUACUCUCAGACAUCAAGAAGCAAUUCCCAAUUCAGGUGCUUGAAGGAUGGCCGUGUAUAUCAGAGACACUCCAGUGGGCUCCUGGAUGUCCUGUUUACCUGAUGGGACAGUAUGCAGCACUUCAGGUUGGUCCCCAUGCUGUGAACCUUGCAGGAGGCCAGGCAGCAGCUUUACGCAUUGCCAGGGAUAUCAUAGAUGAACACGGCAGUGAAGAACAGAACACAGAUACCAACAAAGUGGAAAAGGCACGAACUGAGGAGUACAUUUCCCAUAUGCAUGGCCUCAUGUGGCUAUGACGCUAAUAGAGACACGCUUCUAUCACUUUACCCUAGAAAACAUGCUGACAUUUCACUUUGGGAGGGGAAGCACUGCAAGUGAUUGUAAUGGCCAGAAUGACGCUAUCAUGACCACUGUGAAAUGUGGACGUUUCUAUGCAUGUGACACAGGUGCCAAGUCCUUUUCUGAUAGUGGCAUCCUGCCUUGACUUGCCUUCUAGACAGGUGUAGUGUACUAGUUUAACUAGUAUUGAGCUUAACUUUUAAGAAUAGAAAAGCUGGUAUGCAAUUAGACUAUCAGCCAAUCAGAUGGCAGCAGCACUGUGCAGAAAAUCAUGCAGACACAGGUCAAGAGCUUUAUGUAGCAAUGGCAAAAUGAAGCUUUCCUCCUAAAUGUAUCAAAAAAAAAAAGAAGUUCAUUACUCAAAGCCUUUUAACACUGUGCAUUAGUGGCAUCUGGUUGUCAAAACGAUGAAGUGCAGCUCCUAGUGGAUGCUGCAGUGGGGUUUUGGGUUCCAGCUAACAAGUCCAAGAGCAUUGAAUGCAUUGUAACAUUAAGUAAUGCUGUGUAUUACUUAAUAAAGAAAUCAUACAUAUCCAUAUAGAUUUGUUUUAUGGUAUAGGCAAAUCUAAGCUCUUUCACAUUAUUAAUACAAAUUUCUUAUACACAGACAACCUUAUUUGUUGAUAUGCGUUUUCCCAGUUUCAGAACUCUAUGUUUUAUUGUUGGUUCCAUAACUACAGAGUAUCACUAACUAACUCAAACCACUCUUUCCUUGAAAAUGUUUCAAAAGCACAUGUCAGGGUUUGAGCUUCUUUUGACUCAAAUUCCAAAGCAGUUGCAUGGUUGUGUGCCCAAAUGAAGCUUUGUGCAGAAAUGAAUCAAGCACUGAUACAGUGUUUCAAAGCAUUUUUAUGCACACCUCUGAGCUUCAGGAUCAAGGGUGAAAUCACUAGCUUUAGGUCAAUGUUCACAUCAAACAUCACAAUGAGGGAAAAUGAUCUCAGUGACUUUGUAGCAUGGUUAUUUGAGCCAGAUGAGCUGGUUCGAGAAUUUCAGAAACUACUGAUCUCUUGGGAUUUUCACACACAACAGUCUCUAUAGUUUAUACAUACAUACUGGUGCGAAAAGUGAAAAACAAACAAACAAACAAACCCAUCCAGUGAGCAACAGUUCUGUGGGCCACCUUUCCAUAUCUUCCGUAACUUCCAGUACCAUACAUUUCCCCAGAUGUUCAAAUGGUUAAUGCACAUGUUGCACAACAUGUAAGUCACUAUGUGUUAAAGAUAUGAGGUUUUAUUAUAUUUACUUAAUUCUUAAUUAUUAUUUUGAAUAACUCAAAAUAAUGCAAACAUGCUUUGAAUACUGCAAAA